UUGCGUAGGAAUCGGAAGUCUUUUUGACCAUUUUUGAAUUUCUAUCUGCAGUCACCGCCUCUGUAACCCAAUCAUAUUAGGAUCAGUGUGACCAGGGUCACCGCCUUGAUUUCGUUAUCCUUUCAGUACUUUCAAUUACCCUUCCGUUCUCACUCUUCGUAUCCACCGCUUCUCGCUUCCUCUUCACCACCGAUCCAGACUGACCCGUUUUUCUACUUGCUCCAUGUAGGUUUUUCCCUGCUUGCGUUCUGACCUCCACCGCCUCCUCUCACUUCCGCUGUCGUGCUUUGGAAUUCCGGUAGCUAAUCUUAUCGGCUUCCUCUAUCCUUCAUUGACACACAUCUCCACCGCCUCAUAGUAGUCGGUUGGCCGAGGAAGUAGUGAGCCGGAGGAGAGGGAGGGUAGGGUGGCCUGUCUGUAACACCGGUGGCCAUGUUACCACCGCUCCCCUCUUCUGCAAUUUCUUGUCGGCCCAGUUGAUUCAGAAAGGAAGAAAUAGAGGUUUUAUUUAACUGUGUUUUUAGGUGACCGCCUCAAAUUGAGUAAUAUUGUUGUUCAAGAUUGUGUGUGUUUUGAAAGACUAGAAAAUAACGCCCAAGAUAGAGAGACUGGACGAGGUCAAAAGGGAAGCAGGAAGAAACAGAAGGUUGAUGGAAGUCACAUCGGUGCUCAUGGAACUCUUGAGAUUCAGGUUCGUUGCGAAUCCCUCUCUAAUUCAUCUGCUCAUUAUCCCUACGUUUUUAUAUCAGAUAAUGAAAUAUUCAUCCGCUUACUGAGGGCUCCCAGUUGAGAAUCAAAACACAGCGGUUGCGAUGACAACACUGAGGAAUCAUUUCAAUCGAACAAAGAAUUUCCCUUUUGUGAAGAGAAUUUCAGAGUUCCAUGUGUUGCUUUUGUUGUUCUUGGCUGAUGGAUUUGAGUCUACAUGUCAAAAAAGAUGUGAAAAGAGUUGCAGGGGACAAUUUAUCAAAGGGAUACCAAUUUUCAACAAGGAAUUGGAACAUAUUCUCCCUGACAUCCUCAACCAGGUCCGACGAAUAAUUAGAAGGUUGGUUAUGAGAAUAUAUGUGUCUCUACAAGUAAGUGUGUGGUGCAAAAAAAGGAAGAUCGUGAACAAUGAAAUAGGAAAAGAGAACUGGAAAUUAUCAGAACAAAAUGGCGGUGGGGGAUUUUGAUCCUGAAGCGCUAUACGUGGUGGCAACAUCUGAGGAGAACAUGUGGAACAAUUGACACUUUACACCAUUGGAUAAUAAGAUUGCCACACUAAGAUGAUAAAUUAUGUGUCUUUUUGUAUUUACAAAUCACUUAAUGGCCUUAUAAUAUUCUUUUCAAAGCCGUUUGUGGUAAAUUUCGGUGAUAUGCUGGAGCAAUGGAGCAACU
Lactuca virosa is the source of this 1380-nucleotide messenger RNA. NCBI's taxonomy places the organism in Eukaryota, Viridiplantae, Streptophyta, Magnoliopsida, Asterales, Asteraceae. The record is from the annotation of a GenBank genome assembly.